Brettanomyces bruxellensis is the source of this 1086-nucleotide messenger RNA. RefSeq lists its product as uncharacterized. The record is from RefSeq and is a predicted model, not a curated record. Gene Ontology annotation, cellular component: eukaryotic translation initiation factor 3 complex, eIF3m; cytoplasm. The coding region runs from base 1 to 1086 and encodes 361 amino acids. The transcript has a single exon. Gene Ontology annotation, biological process: cytoplasmic translational initiation. NCBI's taxonomy places the organism in Eukaryota, Fungi, Ascomycota, Pichiomycetes, Pichiales, Pichiaceae. Gene Ontology annotation, molecular function: translation initiation factor activity; protein binding; RNA binding.
AUGAUUAGACCUAUCCUUUUGAAGGGUCACGAGAGACCUCUAACUCAGGUCAAAUUUAACGUCGAAGGGGACAUAUUAUUUUCAGUCUCGAAGGAUCAAGAGGCUUCAGUUUGGUACUCAUCCAAUGGAGAGAGAAUUGGUACACUUAAUGGACACAAGGGUACAAUUUGGUCUAUUGAUGUUGAUCAAAACACAGAUUAUGUGAUAACGGCAUCGGCCGAUUUUACAGGUAAACUCUGGAAGGCACAAACAGGUGAAUGCAUUUAUACUUGGAAUUUUGAGGCACCAGCUAAAAGAGUGGAAUUUAAUCCUGAAAGUAAGAAGGCUUUGUUUGUGACGGAUGAGGUUAUGGGCCAAAUUGGUACUAUUAAAAUCUUCCCUAUUGAUCACUUAAAGGAUGAGCAGGCUUCUACGGCGGAAUUAGAAAUUAGGAAUGAUAAAGGCGUUAGCGCAAGAUUUACGGUUGCUGCCUGGGGUUACGGUGGAACGACUAUUGUUGCAGGCCAUGCAAAUGGCGAAAUUACAAAAUGGGAUGUUAAAACUGGUGCUUGCCUAGGACGGGUGAAGGCCCACGAGAUGCAGGUUACUGACAUACAGAUGGCUCAGGACAAAACUUAUUUCAUUACAUCAUCGAAGGAUAAAUCAGCCAAACUGUUUGACGUUGAUAACCUUCGUUUACUCAAGACAUAUACUUCCGAUGCACCAUUAAAUACAGCAUGCAUUACUCCAGUGAAGGACUUUGUCAUAUUAGGUGGUGGUCAGGAUGCUAGGGAUGUCACAACUACUGCAGCUGCAGAGGGUAAAUUUGAGGCGAAGAUUCAUCACAAGAUUUUCCAAGAUGAAAUCGGCCGAGUUAAGGGUCAUUUUGGUCCCUUGAACUAUAUUGCCGUGCAUCCACAGGGUACGGCUUAUGCCUCAGGUGGUGAGGAUGGUUACAUUCGUCUUCAUCAUUUCCCUAAAUCGUAUUUUGACUUCCAGUAUGAUGUUGAAAAGACGGCAAAGGCUGCCAAGCAACAGGAACUCGAGAGACAGAAGCAGGAAGAAGAAGGUACUGAUGAGCAAGCGGCAGUUAGCGCUUCAGCCUAA